Staurois parvus is the source of this 455-nucleotide messenger RNA. The record is from the annotation of a GenBank genome assembly. NCBI's taxonomy places the organism in Eukaryota, Metazoa, Chordata, Amphibia, Anura, Ranidae.
UGAUCAUCUAUACCUUUUCAUACAGAAUGGAUACUGAGAAGCCAUCUAGUUCUCUUAACCCCGGAGAAGAAAUGCAUAACAGUCAAAUUAACUACGGCUAUCAACCACAUAAAGGAGAAGUGCCAGCCUACAAUGCCCCUGCUUAUUACCCUCCAACAUCUACUGUGGUGACCAUCAUUCAAGACAAUUCUGUGAUCAAAGAUCACAUCAUAUGGUCCAUCUUCAGCACUCUGUACAUGAAUUGCUGCUGCUUGGGGUUUGCUGCUCUCGUGUUCUCUGUGAAGUCCAGAGAUCAGAAGUUGCUGGGAAACAGGGUUGGUGCAAAGAGUUACAGUGACACCGCCCGUAACCUGAACAUCACCACUACUACUAUAGCCACACUAUGGUUUAUUCUAAUGAUCAUCUUAUUUGCAUCUGGAAUCUUGACUUUCCGCUCCUAUAACACACAUACAUAA